Messenger RNA from Caenorhabditis sp. 36 PRJEB53466, 1902 nucleotides. The record is from the annotation of a GenBank genome assembly. NCBI's taxonomy places the organism in Eukaryota, Metazoa, Nematoda, Chromadorea, Rhabditida, Rhabditidae.
AUGCUCUGUCUCAGCGACUGUCAGGUGGCGGUGCUCAAAUGGCUUCUGAAAAAUUUCGGUCUUGUAGAUCCUUUUCCUAGUUUAAAGAAACUGCAGCAGUUCGUGAAAAGUGUGACUAGUGCGCAGACGUAUAACAUCGAAAUUGAGCAGCGAUCUCCGGAGAAAGCUACUCAAUCCGUCCGUUGUCAGAUGAAGAACGUGAGAGAAGCGCUUACUGAACGUGUUAAAAGUUUGUACUAUUCGAAUGUUCUUGACCGGUCCACUUCUCCCGUCAAGGUUACCAUCUCCGGAGACAAAGGAGCGGGCAGUACUAAAGUAGCGCUCUCGUUCUGCGAGGGAACGAAAACGAACUCCACAGAUAACUGCAUGAUCGUCGCUCUGUUCACCGGCAACGACAACCACGCCGACAUGAGAGAAAAUCUCCCGGAAAUCAUCAAUCAGCUCCGCAACCUGAAAAAUGUUCAAUUUGCAGAUGAGAAUGGAACAGUGGUUGAAAAACAAAUUGAGUACUUUUUGACGGGAGACUUCAUGUUUUUGAGCGCAUGCUUUGGCCAUAAAGGCCCGAAAGCUACCAAUCCAUGUUUUCAGUGCAUGGAAGACUCGCGAAGUCUCAAGAACCUAAAAAACUGGGAUGUGAAAAAGAAGUCGCAGUCGCGCACGUGUCAGAGCUAUGAACGUUAUGCAGAAACUGGAGAGAAAGGAGUUCGACGUGGUGGAGUUGUUCUGUUUCCACUUGUGUUACUGGACCACAUCAUUCCACCGUCUCUCCACAUUAACCAAGGCGUUUUCGAUAAAUAUCUUUUCCGAAAGUUGAUCUUGCUCGCGAUGAAAUGGGACAGUCAUACGGAAGUUCAGCGGGACUUGGUGUCACAAUUGAUGGACCGUGAUUCGGCCAUGAACAAGCUUCAUGAGCAGCUCGACUACCACAAGAUUUUGUUCAGCAUUUACGUCAAAGAUGAAGAUGAACUUCGAAUCAUCAGGGAAAUUUGGAGGGAUAAGCUGACCGGAGACGAAAAAGAACGGUCUCGUGACGACUGCGACGCGCGAACGUGCAUUCAAAUAGAACUGCGCGAAAAAGGGCACCAAAGGCCGCCGCAACUUUGCAUCUGCAGCAGUUGUCACCAAACCCUUCAUCUUGAAUGUUGUGGUGUGCUUACUUCGCAAUUAAGAAUCUUAACGGAAGACGAACCGAAUGAGGCUGUUUGCUAUGAUUGUAAAAAUGCUGAAGUUAUCCCUGAAAUUGAAAGCUUGUUGAAAGAGGUGCUUGCGAAAAAGACCGAAACGGCGGUUCAAAUUGAGCAAAUUGAAAAGAGUAUUGCCGAAAUUAAAGCCAGUUCUCCCCCCGAAGGGCGAUACAGAAAAGCUUUGGACGGCGUCAUCUACGGAGAAUUAAAGCUCGUUCGCAAAUCAUACCACGGGGGUUCUUUUACGGGAAACGACAUCAAAACUAUUCUGCAACCCGAGAACGUUGCCAAAAUUUUGAACGUGUUUCCGCAUAACUGUGAUGAAGCGAAAGAGCUGCGAGAAAUGAUGCAUCAUAUGAGCAGAAUCAUGUCACUGUCAGUGGCGAGAGAACUCAGUGACAGCGAAAUAGAUAAUUUGGAGGAGAACAUUAAUAAUCUUGUCCAAAAAUUGAAAAAAGCUUAUCCUGAAGAUGGGGUCACACCGAAACUCCACCUGCUCGCUGUUCACGUCGUUCCUUUUGUUAGGCAAUUCCGAACAUGGGGAAUGACGUCGGAACAGGCAGUCGAGCAUUUGCACAGCAUUAUCAGAAAACUGGAGCUGGAAACUUUACCGAUCAAAGAUCAAUCUUUGCGGUACACAACCAUUAUGCGCCGAAGCUCAGUGCGCACCUACUUUCACGACAAAUGCGUACGAACAUACAAGAACAACACUUCAUAG